This is a messenger RNA of Thermochaetoides thermophila DSM 1495, 636 nucleotides long. RefSeq lists its product as uncharacterized. The record is from RefSeq and is a predicted model, not a curated record. Lineage: Eukaryota; Fungi; Ascomycota; Sordariomycetes; Sordariales; Chaetomiaceae. Gene Ontology annotation, cellular component: plasma membrane; eisosome. The transcript is spliced from 3 exons. The coding region runs from base 1 to 636 and encodes 211 amino acids. Gene Ontology annotation, biological process: eisosome assembly; protein localization to plasma membrane.
AUGGCGAAGCUCGCAGUUCUCGGCCCUCAGGUCCUCCAGUUCCUCCUCGCCCUAACUGUUCUGGGCCUAGCGGCACAUUUUGUCCGGAUUUGGGUUAUUGGCUCGGCCCCAGUCACUAUCCGCUACACAGUCUUUGUCGGCGCUUUUGGUAUGUUUGUGGCCAUAGUGGGAGCCGCAGUACUGCUCUUCGCCUCCGAAUCCGCCUCAUCGAUUGUUCAACUUGGGCCUGUCCUCUUGGAUGCCAUCUUUGCGAUUUUGGCCCUUGCCGCCGGCAUCGCAUGGGCAAUCGGCCUAGGAGGUGGCCUAGAAAACUGCAAGCAUGGCGGGAACAUGCUCAAGAAUAACCUCCUCAACCAGGGCUCGCGGGGGUCUGGAAAAAAUAAAGUGUAUGGCGUGUUCAAGGGCACGAACGACGAGGAGAAAGUUUAUCAUCGGCUGCAGGGCAACUGUCGGCGGGCGCGGGCUGACGAGGCGCUGCUGUUCAUUUCGACGGCUAUUUCGUUGGGGUUCGUCGUUUAUGGGUUUUUGAAGGCUCGAAAAGCGUCUGGAGGGCUCGUGUCGUUCCAGUUGGGGAAGCUGGGCAGGAGGACGUAUGUCUACCUUGAGCAGACAGUGUUACGGGUUAUGGGUUUAUGA